AUGAAGGCUGAGCAGGAGCCGAGCAGGCGGCGGUUGCCACACCGGACAGAUGACUCGCUGGCGACCCUGGAGGUGAAGCAGGAGCCUCUGAGCCCCGAACCUGUCGCGCACCGCCUGCCCGACGCCCCAGCUUCCGCUAUCUCGCACCGGUCCCCAGGCAAAAGGAAAAACCAGUCCUCAGGGAGAAGAAGCGAGUCUCCCCAGACCAAGAGUAGCCGGAGUUCCCACUACUCCGCGGUCAGAGUGAAGCAGGAGCGUGAGGACCAUCCACGGGGAGGUCCAGAGCAUCGGCAGCACCGGCAGCCAUCAGAACGGUUGCAGAGGAGAGCUGGGAACAGAGAGCGAGACCAGCACCAGGGUCGUCCCCGCCAAAGGAGGAGCUGGGAUGAGAGGCCUGUCCGUGGGCAGGGUCGGCAUGGAGACAGCCAGAAGCUGCAGGCCCAGGAAGAAGAGAGGGACUUUCAGAAUGCCAUGCGCCGCCAGCAGCAUGGCCAGCAGAAGGAAGGAGCUGGCGGUGAGGCUCAGGAGGUGAUCCCUCGCCCUGCUGCUAACAGAAGCAAAGAGGUGCCUGUUAAAGAAAAACGAAGCCUUGAACUUUCUGGGACACUUCUUGAGGACACCAAUACCUUCCGGGGUGUGGUCAUUAAGUACAGCGAACCUCCAGAAGCCCGGAUCCCCAAAAAACGGUGGCGUCUCUACCCCUUUAAAAAUGACGACAUACUUCCGGUCAUGUACAUCCACCGGCAGAGUGCUUACCUUCUGGGUCGAGAUCGCCUCGUCGCCGACAUUCCCAUCGACCAUCCCUCUUGCUCAAAGCAGCAUGCAGUCUUCCAGUACCGGCUUGUGGAGCACACGCGUGCUGACGGCACGGUUGGUCGGACCGUGAAGCCCUACAUCCUUGACCUUGGCUCCAGCAACGGAACCUUCUUGAACUACACGCGUAUUGAGCCGCAGAGAUACUACGAACUGAAGGAAAAGGAUGUCCUUAAAUUUGGGUUCAGCAGUAGGGAAUAUGUCUUGCUCCAUGAGUCUUCAGACACCUCUGAAGCAGACAGGAAGGAAGAGGAGGAGGAGGAGGAGGAGGAGGAGGAGGAGGAGGAGGAGGAGGAGGAGGAAAUGGUGUCUCACGGUUAGCAACUGAGAAGCACCCCACACUAUUAGAAACCGUUCUGAGUGGAGGCCUUGGGUUGACUCUCCAGCGCAUCUUUUUGCCUUAAGUCUUUCCUCUGUUGCUGCCCAGCUGUGUUGCACCAUGAGAACUCUCACUUGGUGUUUUGUUGAACUCGGCACAGCAGCCGCCUGACUGUGGGCGCUUGUUUUCAGCACAAUCUUGAGGCGGCCCACGCAGCUGGAGCGCGAAAUCCGGAGAGGGACGCCAAGGUUAAACAGCACUCUAGACACCCAGUUUCAGUUCGUCAGGGAAGCAGUUCUCUUUAUUCGGACCAACAUGGGCUUAUAUAGCCCUCUAACAGCAGGAGUCAAGGAAUGGUUACUCUGUAUCCGUAGGCAAGCGGGACACUUUUCCAAACAGGAAAAACCACAGGGGAACUGAUCCCCUGCACCCUCCGGAACCCAACUGCACAUUUUUCACACAAACAACUUAACUGGGACAGGGCAUUUAAGAUUAAGGCAGCAAAUUUACUGCUGCCGACACAAUCUCACCAACGACAGCAUUUGGAGUUUUGGACAAAGUGUGUGGCUGGGCGCCUUCCGAACUGCUGCACAGGAAACUUAAGCUCUUGGAAUGGGGACUGUGGCUUGCUCUCUUUGUACAGUUUCUUGGGACCUAUAUUGUCUCUGGCCUGGGAUCGUAAAGUAGGCUUGGCUGGCUGCCUAGGGAGCUCCUGGGUGCUGGGAACUGAACCCAGCUUCUGUCUCCCAAGAGCUGGGAUGAAAGGCGUAUGCCACCUUAGCCAAACCUAUUGCCUGGUUUUAAUCCCAGCCCUCCAGAGGUAGCAGGUGGAUCUCUAUGAGUUCAGGGCCAGUCUGAUCUACAUGCUCUAGGCCAGGCAAGGCAACAUAAGGGUACUAAAGGAAACCCUGCCUCCCAAAACAAAACC
Messenger RNA from Peromyscus eremicus (cactus mouse), 2060 nucleotides. Its product is annotated as smad nuclear interacting protein 1-like. Gene Ontology annotation, molecular function: protein binding; mRNA binding. The record is from RefSeq and is a predicted model, not a curated record. Gene Ontology annotation, cellular component: nucleus. NCBI's taxonomy places the organism in Eukaryota, Metazoa, Chordata, Mammalia, Rodentia, Cricetidae. The coding region runs from base 1 to 1134 and encodes 377 amino acids. Gene Ontology annotation, biological process: miRNA processing. The transcript has a single exon.